UACAUUGGAAAAAUUAUAUUCCGCUAAUUUUAUUCUGAAAUCGCACAUUUAGUAAGUGGCUAGUGGUUGGAAAUAAAAAAAGGAAUUUGAGAGUAAAAAUGGAAAAGUUGGAACAAUUGCACCUACCCGUUUACUAUGAAUCAGAUGGUAUCGAUGUGAAAACACAGCACAUCAUUUGUAUGUGCUGCAUUGCCAAAAGUACGAAAUUUUAUAAAUUAACAAAUUGUGAACAUGCGACGACUUUCCUUACCAAUUUAGUGCCAGAGCUUCAAAUGGACAAAUCUGCGGCAAUAUGUUUCCUGUGCCAUGGGUUAAUAAAAAAAUUACAUAACUUUAAAUUACAAGUUGAAAAAUCCCUUUUGAAUGUAGACAGAAAUUGUCAUGAAUACUUUUCCUAUCAAGGCAAUAAGCAGGAGGUGACACACUUUACAUUUUCUAACAUAGAAACAAAUUCAACCAUUGAUUCUGAACCUGUAAAAUAUGAAUCUACUCCAUUUCCCAUGCCAAAUGAAGUUAAAACAGAAUCUCCAAUUCAAGAUUUCUCACCUGUAAAAUUAGAGAUAAAAAUUGAGUAUGACAGUACGGAUGCUGAGAAGGAACCGGCUGCACCAAAAAAGAACAAGACUUCAAAGAAACCCAAAAACACUUUAGAAAACAAAUAUGAAGGGAAAAUUAGAGUAGUUACUUUAACUGUUGAUGAAAUGAUGGAGGAGAGAAGGUGUGAUGCUUUGAAACCAGGAUUUUUGAAGCUGCCUUUUAAAUGUGAGAAAUGUAUCACUGGUUUUGACCAUGAGCCGCUACUUAAAGAUCAUAUCGAGCAACGACAUACCAUGAAAAAAGGUGGGAUCACAUGUGACACUUGCAAGUCCGUCCUGAGCUCCAAGUCCUCGUUAUAUGAACACAACAAGAGGCAUUUCAGGAGGUUCGAGUGUGUGGAGUGUUACAAGAGGUACAACAACAUCCAAUCGGUCCUGAAACAUUAUAACGAGCUGCACGGCAAGAUCGGCAUACACUUCGCGUGCAAGCUGUGUGACUACACCACAGAGUCGAAUCGCAGCUACCGCUACCACAUGGACAAGCACCGCUCAGCGAAGGUGCAGUGCGCGGACUGCGGCAGCACAUUCGUCAACAAGACUGGCCUGCGCGUGCACAUACUCACGAUACACGGCUCGUCGCAACGCGUGUACACGUGCGCGCAGUGCGGGCGCAGCUACAACUGCAAGUCGGGUCUGGCGGCGCACGUGUCCGCGCACGCCGGCGCCGCCUACUGCGCCCCCUGCGACGUCCACUUCCGGUCCAAGCUGGGGCUGCGGAAACAUCUGAGGACGCACUCCGCCCACGUCCGCGCUGUGGAUAAGAAGUUCGCAUGCGGCGAGUGCGACUCGAAGUUCCUGUCGAAGAGCGCGCUGCAGGAGCACGUAGACUGGGAGCACCGACACCGCACCAAGCACGCUUGCGACCUUUGCUCUAAGGUGUUCAAGAACCGGCUAAACCUCAAGAAGCACCGGGAGUUUGUACACGAGAAGAAGCGGCCGCCGCGCAACAAGAUCUGCGAUCACUGCGGCAGAGGAUUUACAACGACAGCAAUCCUCCAAGCGCACAUCCGCACGCACACUGGCGAGCGGCCGCUGCGGUGCACACGCUGUCCCGCCUCCUUCGCGCACUCCGCCGCGCUCUACACGCACAACAAGCUGUUGCACGCCACGUAACAUCACGUGACUAAUAUAACCUCAAAUUGUUAUACGCUAACCUCAAAGGGUAGAUAACCUCAAACAGGCAGCUGAAAGCCAUAAAGUAUGACUGAUGAAAUGAAAAGGCUAGGCUUAAACAUAACAACAAGCUGUCACAAGCCACCUUACCAAUACAGCCACGUGAUUAAUAUAACCUCAAAUUAUUAUAUGUCAUAUAACCUCAAAACAUAACAUAACUUUAAAUAGAAGAAGCUGCUGGACGGCUAACUUUUAUACGUAAUGUUACGUAACGUUAACAUAAACUCAAAAAUAACGAUAAAGUACUAAGCGCCAUUUUGUAGUUGUAUUUGAACUACAAAAAAUAACAUAACCUUAAACAAGUGUUUCGUGGAUGUGAUAUGACGACGAAAUAAAGACUGGCCAGCUUGAUAUGACGUGUUGUUAAGGCGCUUUGCAGACGAUGGGGCGGGUUGGGCCGGUCAAUUU
Aricia agestis (brown argus) is the source of this 2177-nucleotide messenger RNA. RefSeq names its product zinc finger protein OZF-like. Gene Ontology annotation, molecular function: chromatin insulator sequence binding. NCBI's taxonomy places the organism in Eukaryota, Metazoa, Arthropoda, Insecta, Lepidoptera, Lycaenidae. Gene Ontology annotation, biological process: regulation of transcription by RNA polymerase II. The transcript has 10 exons. The record is from RefSeq and is a predicted model, not a curated record. Gene Ontology annotation, cellular component: chromosome. Bases 99 to 1709 code for a protein of 536 amino acids.